This is a messenger RNA of Rotaria sp. Silwood1, 225 nucleotides long. The record is from the annotation of a GenBank genome assembly. Lineage: Eukaryota; Metazoa; Rotifera; Eurotatoria; Philodinida; Philodinidae.
AUGAAUAACAGUACAACUACUAAUAUUAGUCGAAGCAAAGAAAUUGAAGAAAAAAUAAGUUCACUUACUGAAAAUUUUCAUACAACAACGGAUUCAGUUAAUACACUUCAACAAACGUGUGCUAAUAUCUUAUUGGAUAAUACUAAACAUUAUCAAUUGGAUGUAUUAAAUCGUCUUGAUGCUAUUGAGAAAAAAAUUGAAAAUUUCAAUAGUGAUGGUAUAUAA